Molecule: messenger RNA, 2444 nt
Organism: Botrytis sinoallii
Lineage: Eukaryota; Fungi; Ascomycota; Leotiomycetes; Helotiales; Sclerotiniaceae
Exons: 3
Coding region: 370-2100 (576 amino acids)
Source: RefSeq, a predicted model, not a curated record
UUACACCUUACACCUUACACCUUACACCUUACACCUCACUCCUCACUCCUCACUCCUCACACCUCAGACCUCACUCACUUCAUUACUUCAAGGGUUCAACAAACCACGUCUUCUUACUACAACACCAUCACCCAAUCGAUCAAAUAUUUAAAUAUCCACUCACACACCUCUACCUAGUACAUACAUACAUACGGAGUACACACAUACAUUCAACAUCAGCGAUCCAUAAACUUCUUAUUAAAGAAACAUCCUAUACGAAUAAUAUCUCUCCCCACAUCCUUUGUCAAUCCACUCGAGAACAUCCAUAUUCAUUCUCUCCGCAAUCGCCUCGCCAUUGGCUUACAAAGAUUCAAUUCAAUCCAAUCCCCCAUGUCAAGGCGUCUCUUUUCAAUGUCGGGGAACUUUGAUGAUCCACCGAGUCAUUCAUCCACAGAUUCUCCCACCGAAACAGCAGAAAGAUUAGUUCAAGAAAUUCUAGAGCGCGGUCCUAAUUCGAAUAAUACCAUCAGUCCAUCGGGUGAACUUUACAGAGCAAUAGGUCGAUACACUGAAGCACGAAGAGCAGAAGCCGAAGAUAUAAGAAAUAUGUCAUCGUCAGAACGUAGGGUCGAGAGGCAACAUAGAUUAGGAGGAAGACGCUCAACAUUAAAUCAUGGAUCAAGUCGGGAGGAAGCUGAUGAGAAUGAGAGGGAAAGGGAUGUAAAUGCACGAAGAGCCGAAGUUAUAAGAAGGCGAGAUGCAACCAGGCCUAUUCCUCCUCUACUUGGUCGUCGAAGACCUCGCCUCUUACAAUCCGAUCGAUAUAUGGAACCACAACGUGCUUCAGUCGAAGGCAAUCUUCUGAACUCCUUAUCCGAAGAUGUAAGACAAUUAGAAGCCGCAAGUUUAAACCUUCGAACUUUAUUAGCGACCCCAAUCGGUUCCAGGCUACCGUCACCCGAUCAUGUCACCGAGGGAGAGUUUGGUCGUAGAACCAAGAGAAGAAAAUUGGAUCAAGAUAAUAAAGGAGAAUCGUGGCAAGGCUUUAAAUAUGGAAAGUAUGGUCAAGUCGAACCUGGUACUUUACAAAUGGAGAUUGUUAGUUGUGAUGGAGGAUUAUUUCAAAGUUGUCCAGAAGGAGAAUAUGGUUCAGAUAAUGUUUUGAAAGAUGAUAAUACCGUUUACUGUACUAAAAGUAAUCGUUGUAAUAUUGUCUUGAAACAUCAAGGCGAAACUACAUUUUCUCUUUCAGAAAUAGUUAUCAAGGCACCUCAUAAAGGAUACACAGCCCCAGUUCAAGAAGGUAUGGUAUUUGUCUCCGGAACAUCGAACGAUCUCCUUACUCGUACUGCGCAAUACCAAAUUCAAUAUUCCUCACCAUCUCGAGAAAGGCCACCUGUUUCUAUAAUGUCUAUUCGUCAUAAUGAUGAUGGUACUAGAAGUAUGACAACUGCUCAAGCUCGUGCGGGACGUCUUGUUCAAUUGGGUGCUCAAGAUCCUGAAUGCGACUUAAAUACUCCAUAUAUUCCACCGACAGCCCAAAUUCCAUCCGAUUUUACCAAUAUUACUUCACCAUAUCAAGUCACUAUGGAAUGUAGUAGUGACUAUUCUGAUAAUGAGGAUCAACCUCGAAGAAAUCGUCGAGCAGCUUAUAGAAUGAGAGUAUCUAGAGAUAUUUCAGAUGAUCUUCGACUACCGGAAGAAAGUAGUGAUGAUGAAGAUGAAUUUCCUCCAGCAGGUUACAGACUUUCAGAUGAUGGUACUCAUUACUAUUACGAUGCAUCAUAUUCUGCAAGAGUCUCAAGAAAUAGACCACAAUUGGAAAGGAGGGAAACAGCUAGUAACAUUACGUUAGCAGAAGCGGCAGAAGCAUCUCAAAUCGCAACACAAGAAGCAGUUGCAGCUGUAGGAGGUGAACUUAUGGUUCCUCAUGCGAAAUUCUUUAUUGAGAGGGAUAAGAGUAAGUGUACUAUUAAAUUUAGUACACCGAUUAGUGGGAAAUAUAUUCUUUUGAAGUUGUGGAGUCCCGAUGGGAGGAGUGAUGGAAAUAUUGAUAUUCAGAGUGUGGUGGUCAAGGGAUUUGCGGGACCGAGAAUGUUUCCAAAAAUGGAUUUGAUGUAGGUGUUUGAUUCAAGGGUUAUUGUUUCUGAGGCAUGGAAAUAGAGGUUCAUGAUGAAUGGGAAAGGAAAUUAGGGUCUGGGAUUUUGAUCACGGUUGGGAUUUGGAAGGAUGGUAUUGGGGGUAUAUGCAUGAAUGAUUGGUGGGUAUAUGAAAUGGGAAAUAAGGUCGGAGCGAGGAGGGAGGAAGGAGGAUAUAGGAUCGCAUAUUUAAUGAGAAUAUAUGCUGGUACAUAUAUAUUAUAUGUAUUGAAGAAUGCAUGUGGUUUUGGAAAAAUGAGACCUGGUGGUCCUACAUUUGAGCAAUUGGAACUUAUAUCUAAUGGAAAUAUGAUGGAACUUGCGAUG